AUGUACCACUUACAACAAGUGCGAUUGAUUCGAACUUCAAUGGAUGAAGAAUUGAAAGCUAAUAUAUAUAAAACUGCCCAGUUUGUUAACGAGAGGAGCCAAAAUGUGGAAGAACAACUCCUGAAGGAUUCGAGUGGGAAAUUUUCCUUUCUCCAGCCAGAUAAUGAACACUAUGCCUUUUACCAAUCUCUGCGGGUCAAAGAUAACAAAGAUAUGAGUGAGUCCAAAACCGUUGAUAGCACAGCAUUGAAUGAGCCUGAUCCCGUACCGCCAUUCAUUCUUAUUAAAGAUGUUUCGGACCUUAGUAUACCGUCGCUGGAUCUUGAGAUAAUGCGAAGAACCGCCGAUUAUCUUCAAUAUACCAAGGAGGACGAACGCGAACAAAUACGAACUCGACUGGUCAAGGAAGAGAGAUUUCAAUUUUUGAACCCAUCUCAUGAACUCAAUCCUACCUUUGAAGUUAUUUUAAAGCAGUUUAUUGCAUGUUCUAAAUUCAAGCCAGAAAAUCUGACAGAACAAGAGUAUCUGAAUCGCUGCUUUCAAAGAGCUGUGUAUAACGAAUACUUGAAAGAGUUCCAAAAUAGAAGCAACACCCAACUAGAAAGCUACAAGAUAAGAUUCGCUGCUAUAGAUUGGAUCAAUUUCAAAGUUAUCAAAAAUCCGGCAUUGGAAAAUUCGGACCAGACGACAAACGGGAAACUUGAGUUUAAGAUGCCUUUAGACUUUUCGAAAUUAUUUCAAAAGACAAUUUCCAAUACUGAAAAUGAUAUAUAUCUAAAGCAUUUUUUUGGAGAUGGUGCAGCUAAUAAUGCAGAAAAACUCUCUCUAGGCGGAGUUCUGGAAAGCACUGUUACUGAACAACAGAACAAAACACAGACACAGACGAACAAGAGGAAGCGGAAAGGGAAGAUGAUUAUCAAAAAGAGUGGAGAAACAAGGCUGCACAAAAAGAAGAAGCAGUAA
Huiozyma naganishii CBS 8797 is the source of this 963-nucleotide messenger RNA. It is a transcript of the gene PRP21, whose product is annotated as Prp21p. The record is from RefSeq and is a predicted model, not a curated record. NCBI's taxonomy places the organism in Eukaryota, Fungi, Ascomycota, Saccharomycetes, Saccharomycetales, Saccharomycetaceae. Gene Ontology annotation, cellular component: U2 snRNP; catalytic step 2 spliceosome; U2-type prespliceosome. Gene Ontology annotation, biological process: regulation of alternative mRNA splicing, via spliceosome; mRNA cis splicing, via spliceosome. The coding region runs from base 1 to 963 and encodes 320 amino acids. The transcript has a single exon. Gene Ontology annotation, molecular function: RNA binding.